AACAACCAGAAAACUCCUGCAAUACAUUUUAUGUGGGCUUUAUAAUUAACAAAAUCCUACUACAUACCUUUAAUAGGUAUGUAUUAUCGCGAACAUUUGUAUCCCUUUUCGAAAAUAUAUGUGGAGACUAAUGGUUGAAAACCAUAACAUCUCACACAUAAAUUGGAUAAUGUUCAAACAUGCAUGUAAUAGAUUCUGGUACCAUCUCGGCGGUACGAAUCGUGAGAAGUACCAGAAGAGAAGAAAAAAUGGCAAGAGGAAGCGUGUUACCGAAAUUCGCAGCAUCAAGAAUUGGCAUUUGUGCAGAUCAAGAUUCAGCACGAGUGGAAGAAGUGGAUGGUCAAAUUGGUGAUCCAAACGCAAAUCAAGUGGACAAAAGCCGACGGCCAGCAGAUGCAUCGCGAGCGGCAAACAUCGAUAUCAAGUGGACAAAAGCCGAUGGCCAGCAGAUGCAUCGCAAGCGGCAAACAUCGACAUACAACUUGGUGAUCCGGCAGCUUUACGAAAAUGGUGCUCUUCAUAUCGUCUGGUUAAACUCACCAUUCUAUUUACACACAUUUACUGUUCAACCCCAAUGCAGCGGAACAUCGGCGGAAGCGGCAGGAAACUGCAUAGGCGGAGUGUGAAAAUCUAUCGAUUUCAUUUCAUAUACUCUUCGCGUUUGUGCUUCAAUAAAAUCAAAUAAUGAGUAAUGAUUUGUU
Molecule: messenger RNA, 701 nt
Organism: Armigeres subalbatus
Lineage: Eukaryota; Metazoa; Arthropoda; Insecta; Diptera; Culicidae
Exons: 2
Coding region: 180-626 (148 amino acids)
Source: RefSeq, a predicted model, not a curated record